UCCUCCGCCAGGCUCCGCCCACUCCCCCUCAGGCAAUGGCGGCGAUGGUGGCGCUGCGCGCGCUGAGAUGGCGCCUCCUGAGCGGCCCGAGAGCCGCGCGGCGGCGCCUCAGCGAUUUUCCGGUGCCUGAGGAGAAGCCGCAGUUUCCGGGGGCUUCGGCGGAGUUUGCCGAUCGUUUGGAGUUCAUCCAACCCAACGUCAUCUCGGGGAUCCCCGUGUACCGCGUCAUGGACCGACAGGGACACGUCCUCAGCCCCGACCAGGACCCCCAGCUGCCGCAGGAAGCGGUGCUGAAGCUGUACCGGACGAUGACGCUGCUCAACACCAUGGACCGAAUCCUCUACGAGUCGCAGCGCCAGGGUCGGAUCUCCUUCUAUAUGACCAACUAUGGCGAAGAAGGGACUCACGUGGGCAGCGCCGCCGCUCUCGACGCCUCCGAUUUGGUCUUCGGACAAUACCGGGAGGCGGGUGUCCUCAUGUACCGCGGGUACCCCCUGGACCUCUUCAUGGCGCAGUGUUACGGCAACGCCAGCGACACCGCCAAAGGCCGCCAGAUGCCCGUCCACUACGGCUGCCGCGAGCGCCACUUUGUCACCAUCUCCUCACCGUUGGCCACACAGAUCCCUCAAGCCGUGGGCGCCGCUUACGCCAUCAAACGUUCCGACGGGAAUCGCGCCGUCAUCUGCUACUUCGGCGAAGGGGCGGCCAGCGAAGGCGACGCCCACGCCGGCUUCAACUUUGCCGCCACGUUGGAAUGUCCCAUCGUCUUCUUCUGUCGGAAUAACGGUUACGCCAUUUCCACUCCGACGUCGGAACAGUAUCGCGGCGACGGAAUCGCGGCACGAGGUCCUGGUUAUGGUCUCCUCUCCAUCCGCGUGGACGGGAACGAUGUCUUCGCCGUCUACAACGCCACGCGAGAAGCUCGGCGCCGCGCCGUGGCUGAGAACCAACCCGUCCUCAUCGAGGCCAUGACCUACCGGAUCGGUCACCACAGCACGAGCGACGACAGCUCCGCCUAUCGCUCCGUGGAUGAGGUCAACUACUGGGACAAACAGGACCAUCCCAUCUCCCGCCUCCGGCACUACAUGGUCAACCGGGGAUGGUGGGAUGAGGAGCAGGAGAAAGGCUGGAGGAAGAGCUCCCGCAAGAUGGUGAUGGAGGCGUUCGAGGAGGCCGAGCGGAAGCCCAAACCCAGUCCGCAGCUCCUCUUUUCCGACGUUUACCGGGAGCUGCCGCCUCACCUGCGGCGCCAGCGCGCGGCCCUGGAGCGGCACCUGCAGCUCUACGGGGAGCACUACCCCCUCGAGCACUUCGAGAAGUGACAAAUAAACGCCCGCAGGGAGGACC
This is a messenger RNA of Cuculus canorus (common cuckoo), 1347 nucleotides long. It is a transcript of the gene BCKDHA, whose product is annotated as branched chain keto acid dehydrogenase E1 subunit alpha. Lineage: Eukaryota; Metazoa; Chordata; Aves; Cuculiformes; Cuculidae. The coding region runs from base 36 to 1322 and encodes 428 amino acids. The record is from RefSeq and is a predicted model, not a curated record. Gene Ontology annotation, molecular function: oxidoreductase activity, acting on the aldehyde or oxo group of donors, disulfide as acceptor. Gene Ontology annotation, biological process: branched-chain amino acid catabolic process. The transcript is spliced from 9 exons.